AUGGCUUGCCGACAGACCGCGAAUUGGCGGUUCGUACAACAUCCCGUGAUAAUUGAAGGCGAUGGUUGGCGGAUUAUGCAGAUCGGCGACGACAGACCGAUGCCGGAUGGACUGCCCCAAUCUAAGUGUGCGGCCCUUUUUCUGAGUGGCGACAACCAGCGAACAGAUAUCGAGGAUGUUGUUUCCGUCAAGCAAGUCGCCGGCGGAGUAGAAGAGGGCCUCGGUGUCCUAAAGCCAGAUGCGGCGAGCCUCGUCGCCGGAAAGUGGCGCCUCGAACAAGCGGUACUUCGUCGCCGGCCUCUUACUCCUCUUGCUCCUCGUCUUUUCUGA
This is a messenger RNA of Striga asiatica, 330 nucleotides long. NCBI's taxonomy places the organism in Eukaryota, Viridiplantae, Streptophyta, Magnoliopsida, Lamiales, Orobanchaceae. The record is from the annotation of a GenBank genome assembly.